AUGCGAAAUUUUAUAAUCCUGUGUGCUCUCUGGCAGUACAGCGUUGCAGUAAAACUUCAUAUUUGCUACUUUAAUGAUGGUCCGGGGUCAAAAUACGAGAAUUACGAUGGUCAAAACCACGCAGCCAUUGUCUACUAUAACAAAACGCUACAUAGUUAUAACCCUUGGGUUGUGGGGAGCACUACUUACGAUGUUCAAUUUCGACACGUAGGUUCAGGUUACCUAGAAGGCGGAAACGGUGCGGCGGUGCCUGUUGUUGGCGAUGGCGACGAGAACAAGGCAAUCUAUAAUGAGGAGAUACAAGAGGAAUAUUUAUUGCGAGCCCUGGAAGCAUCUGAAACCAACGAAGAUUGCGACGUAUUUAUUACAGGCUCAACAUCAUAUAGAGGCAAACGCUUCCGCGAUAUGAUGUUCAAUGCCACACUAAGAAGGAACACUGCCACAAGGAUAGGAAUCGCACCGUUGCGGAAGGAAAUAAUAAGUGUACCUGUGUUGGCACCAACAAGCUCCGACUUUUCUUUAUAUAACUCAACAGUAUAUCCUAACUUCUACAGCACGUAUCCUGUGAAUACAAAUGCAAUAUCAGGGAUACUCGACAAUUUAUAUGACACUCACGGCUUCCGCACAGUCGCAUUCUUGUAUGAGGAUGAUACUUCGGUUGGUGGCCUAUACCGGAGGUCUUUUUACGCCUACCUGGAAUCGAACUCCUCUCGCAACUGGACGGUCUUAGCCGAUGCUACUACACCCAGUGGCCUGUUCGACGGCGACACUGACGACAACAAGGCCAACGACUUUUACGACAAGUUUGUUGAUGAUGUUUACGAAAACGCACAGCGAGCCGAGCCCCAUGAUCCAUCACCAGAUGUCCUCGUCUACGCGGUCGAUGCCAUUGAAGGAUCGCCUGACGUAACGCUCAAACAUCUUCACGAGCUGAGUUUCGGUCCAAAGGUUAUUCUCAUCUCGUCCGCAAUUCCUAGUGCGCAGCGGGCGGCAAUUGCUGACACCAAGUUAUAUCGAGGUCUUAUCAUCAACGAUGCCUUCACCUCCACAAAUGAUGUGUCUGACGCCAAGCCAAUAGCAGGUUUCCUCGGAGAGAAAAAAGCGCUGGUUCAGCAGUAUGAUGAAACCAACAUCUACCGUGAUGAAGGCCUUGAGCUUAAUUUCCUAUCAGGGUCUACCUUGAUCGCGGUGCAGAAUAUCCAAAUGGCAACUGUCCGGGGGAACUGCGAUACUACUAGCAACGACUUCGUAGAAUGCUUCAGACGAGGCAUAUACGCCUCAUGUGCCGAUAUAGGGGCACCUAAUCAAACACAGUGCAAUGCACUGGGGAGUGAACACUUGGAUGUUGAGACAUGGUUUGGAAGUGCAACCUUCGUCAACAAUCAGGCCAACAGGGAGUUUGUCUUCUCAAUAUUAAGCGACAAUGGCGCCUACGAGGCCAUCGAGUCCACUGACGUGAACCCUGAGAGACCGGCCGGUUUUCCUGACCGCCAUGACGAGGUACAGAGCAGCACUUGGCGCAUCAUUAUCGGGGUCCUGUGCAGUUUGGCAAUCAUCGGAUGCUUGGUCGGAUUAGUAUGCGUGAACAAAACGAGCGAGUACCUCAUUAUCCAGUCCAGUGCGGAAAUGUUUUUACAAAUCAUCCUCGGCGGAGGGAUACUACUGUACGCCUCAAUGCUGUGGCUUAUUGUGGAGAUUAGCGACACUACUUGUAACGGAUUCGUAUGGUUUAUGUACAUGGGCUGGUCCAUGUGUUUCACCGGGUUGCUCGUCAAAACGCAUCGGGUGGAUGAGGUCUUCAAGGUCGCUCGAAAAGCCCAUUUGCACGACCUGGCACUGCUAAAGUACAUGUACACACCCAUUGUGGUGUGCUUCUUUUUAUAUUUGAUAUUCUGGACCAUCUUCGAUGGCAUGAGCGCCAUUCAGGAGAAGGCCGGCCAUGUAACAUAUCUAGCCUGUAAUCUAAAUUCCACCGGUAUGUACGUAGGGUAUAUAAUGCAGGGUGCACUCCUCAUCUGGGCCGUAGUCCUGGCGUUCAGAGUCAGGAAUGUUCCGUCAACAUUCAACGAGUCGGCGCUACUGUCGGCUAGUGUAUACAAUUGGGUGGUGAUACAAACGAUCCUGUGGACGCUAGCCCACAUCAUGACACACGACAAAGACACUCAGCUUAUUAUGAUAUUCUUGUUCGUGUAUCUGCCCGUGACUAUCACGCUCUUGCUGCUCAUGGCUCCCAAGGCCCACGCUAUUCUUCAGGGCGAGGGAAAUAAGGUGAACUCCCGCCCGGCGAACAGCUGUGCAUUCCGUAACACCAACCAAGGCCCUGUGGCAUCGAGCAAAGGCUGCAAGUCGGAGAAGGGCAGACCUGACGCGGCCAAGAACGAGUAUGAUGCUGACAUCAGGAAGCUAAGAGGCGAAGUAGGUCGGCUAAUUGCCGACAACGUAAAGCUUGGCGGCGCACUGCGUGUGAUACAAAAUCCACAUGUUGAACAGCCGAACGAUGUGACUGGACUCGUUGAAAAUGACCUUGAGAGCUUCCGGCGCCUGAACGCUGCUCAGCAUGGGCCGCAUGUUGCACCGGAAUUUACACGUUCUGUUUUGAUUGAGUAA
Molecule: messenger RNA, 2607 nt
Organism: Sphaeroforma arctica JP610
Lineage: Eukaryota; Ichthyosporea; Ichthyophonida
Exons: 5
Coding region: 1-2607 (868 amino acids)
Biological process (GO): G protein-coupled receptor signaling pathway
Cellular component (GO): membrane; G protein-coupled receptor heterodimeric complex
Molecular function (GO): G protein-coupled GABA receptor activity
Source: RefSeq, a predicted model, not a curated record